Messenger RNA from Ziziphus jujuba (common jujube), 3383 nucleotides. Its product is annotated as pentatricopeptide repeat-containing protein At3g06920. Gene Ontology annotation, molecular function: protein binding. The record is from RefSeq and is a predicted model, not a curated record. The transcript has 2 exons. Bases 347 to 3139 code for a protein of 930 amino acids. NCBI's taxonomy places the organism in Eukaryota, Viridiplantae, Streptophyta, Magnoliopsida, Rosales, Rhamnaceae.
CAAUACCAUGGAGUAGUCUAAACGCCGCCGUGAUUUCUUCCUCCGAAGUCCGACCUCGCACGCGGGUAGCAACCUCUGCCAUUGUCAGUGCCUCCCAAGAAUUCCUCCUCCUUUGCAUCGAACGCCUAUUCUGAGCUGAUUCUGAGCACCAUUAUCCUUUUGAAUACGAAUACGAAUACUAGGAUGACGGUGGUUUUGAUUCGACGUCCUCAAAAUUGGAUUUUUCUUCUUCUUUGUCCACUCUUCUCUAAGCCUCAAGCGCCUCGAGAAGAGUCCCAGUCCGAAGGGGGUUUAUAGAUUAGAGAAGAAAGGAUCUGUUUAUCAGCUUAUAUUCGCUUUGGAGUGAAUGAUGAUGCUCCUGCUAAGAAGAACAACAGGAAUAAAGCUAUAUCAUUUUGAUUUCAACUUCAUAUGGAGCAACAACCUUAUUAUCACUUGUUCUUCUUUCAAAAACUUUUCUUUCUCUUCGUCAAAUGGAUUUCCACCAUCGUCUUCUGAAUCACAUGGAAAAGUUGCCUUUUUCCAAAAGCAUAACAAUGGUGAAAAUGAAAGUGAAAACGAAAAUGGAAUUUUAAGGAAAGUUGAUGGAGUGAGACAUGGUGGUACACAAUUAGUUGAUGAAAUGUGCUGUGUCUUCGAGGGCUGUCCUCCUUGGGGACCCGCCCUUGAGAAUGCUCUCUUAACUUCUUGUUGCGGACAAAAACUUCAACCCGAAGAAGUUAUUGGAGUCUUGAGGAGGCUCAAGGAUGUGAAUUCAGCACUCAACUUUCUCCGCUGGUCCCAGCCACAUACCAAUCAACCACACUGUCCGGAAGUAUACAAUUCACUUCUCAUGCUCAUGGCUAGGACUAGGAACUUUGAUUGCUUGGAUCAGAUUUUCGAACAGAUGAGUACAGCUGGAAUCGGCCCAUCUAAUACCGCUUCUCUUGACUUAGUUGUGACCUGUAUCAAGUCACAGAAAUUGAGACAAGCUUUUGAUGUAAUACAGACCAUGAGAAAGUUCAAAUUCCGUCCUGCCUUUUCCGCUUAUACGUCUCUCAUUGGAGCUCUAUCUGCUGUCCCUGAAUUCAAUCUCAUGCUCACCCUCUUUCAUCAAAUGCAGGAUCUUGGUUAUGAAGUAAGCGUUCAUUUGUUUACCACUCUCAUUCGCGUGGUUGCUAGAGAUGGCAGGGUUGAUGCUGCCUUGUCCCUGUUGGAUGAGAUGAAGAGCAACUUUCUCAGCGCAGAUGUCGUUCUUUACAAUGUUUGCAUAGACUGCUUUGGUAAGGCUGGUAAGGUGGAUAUGGCGUGGAAAUUCUUUCAUGAAAUGAAAGCGCAUGGAAUAACUCCUGAUGAAGUUACAUAUACCAGCAUGAUAGGAGUUCUCUGCAAGGCGGAGAGGUUAGACGAAGCUGUGGAGCUUUUUGAGCAAAUGGAUCUUAACAGGACAGCACCUUGUGCAUAUGCCUAUAAUACCAUGAUUAUGGGCUAUGGCUUAGCUGGUAAGUUCGAUGAAGCUUACAGCUUACUUGAGAGGCAAAAAAGAAAGGGGUGCAUUCCUAGUGUGGUUGCUUAUAAUGGAAUUCUUACCUGCCUUGGGAAAAAGGGAAGAGUGGAGGAAGCAUUAAGGAUCUUCGAAGAGAUGAAGAAAGAUGCUGUUCCUAAUUUUCCAACUUAUAACAUUCUAAUAGACAUGCUUUGCAAGGAAGGAAAUUUGGAGGAUGCUCUGCGGGUUAGGGAUGCCAUGGAAAAAGCUGGCAUGUAUCCAAAUGUUAGGACCGUAAACAUAAUGAUUGAUCGACUCUGUAAAGCUCAAAAGCUUGAUGAAGCUUGUUCUAUAUUUGAAGGCAUGGAUCAUAAAGUUUGCCAACCUGAUGAAGUUACAUUUUGUUCUCUUAUAGAGGGAUUGGGCAGACAUGGUCAGGUGGAUCGUGCAUACAGGCUUUACGAAAUGAUGUUGGAUUCUGAUAAGAUUCCAAAUGCUGUUGUAUAUACAUCCCUCAUUAGGAACUUUUUCAAGUGGGGCAGGAAGGAGGAUGGUCACAAGAUAUACAAAGAAAUGGUGAAUAAGGGUUGUUCUCCUGAUCUGACUCUCCUUAAUACCUAUAUGGACUGUGUUUUCAAAGCUGGUGAAACUGAGAAAGGUAGAGCUUUAUUCAAGGAAAUUAAGAAUCAAGGAUACAAUCCUGAUGUACGGAGUUAUUCAAUCCUUAUUCAUGGCCUUAUAAAAGCAGGUUUUGCAAACGAAACCUAUAAACUGUUCUAUGAAAUGAAAGAGCAAGGCUGUGUUUUGGACACCCGUGCUUACAACACUGUUAUUGAUGGCUUCUGUAAGUGUGGUAAGGUGAAUAAAGCAUACCAACUGCUGGAAGAAAUGAAGACAAAGGGUCACCAACCCACUGUUGUUACUUAUGGGUCCGUUAUUGAUGGGCUUGCCAAGAUUGACAGGCUUGAUGAAGCUUACAUGCUCUUCGAAGAAGCAAAGAAAAGAGGAGUCGAACUGAAUGUGGUUAUCUAUAGUAGUCUUAUUGAUGGGUUUGGGAAGGUGGGGAAAGUUGAUGAAGCCUAUUUGAUAAUGGAUGAAAUGAUGCAGCAAGGUUUGAUGCCUAAUGUUUAUACAUGGAAUUGCAUGCUUGAUGCUCUUGUGAAAGCAAGAGAAAUUAAUGAAGCCAUAGUCUGUUUUCAGAAAAUGAAGGACUUGAAUUGUGCUCCCAAUCUUUUCACUUAUAGCAUUCUCAUAAAUGGUCUUUGUGGAAUCAGGAAAUUCAAUAAGGCUUUUGUGUACUGGCAAGAGAUGCAGAAACUGGGGAUAAAACCCAAUGCCGUUGUGUACACCACCAUGAUCUCUGGACUCGCGAAGGCUGGGAACAUAACAGACGCUACUGAGCUUUUCAAGAGGUUUAAGGCCAGUGGUGGGAUACCUGAUUCUGCUAGCUAUAAUAAUAUGAUAACAGGGUUAAGCAAUGCAGAUAAAGCAAUGGAUGCAUAUUCACUUUUUGAGGAAACACGGUUGAAAGGUUUUGAAAUUCAUGCCAAAACUCUUGUUAUUUUGUUAGGUGCAUUGAACAAGGCUGGAUGCAUCGAGCAGGAAGGUAUUGUGGGUGCUGUUUUGAAAGAAAUGGCCAAGUCUGAACAUGCUUCAAGAUCAUGGCAACUUUGAAGGUUCUCUUCAAUUGAAGUUUCCCUUAUCCUCUCAAGAGACUCCUUGUAUUCCAUUAUUAUUAUAGAUGCAAAUUGUUGUACAAUUGACACAAGUAUCAUAGCGGAGUUUUUCAAUGCCUCCAAAAGAUGGCUGAGGAUUUUGAUGAGGAAAGCUACAAAUUUUGAUAGGGAGAAAGAACUACAGAAUUUCAUUUUUAGCUUGAAUCAUGUUACAUAUACAAUAAUUCUUUUGGCUUUUUAUC